ACUUGCAAGCGGCCAUCUUGCUACUCUGCUGGCAGACUCUCCCGUUGGGGUCACAGGGACGCUAAGAGUGCAGCAGGUCCCUUUCUUACCAUGUUGUCCCGGGUGGUACUUUCUGCCGCCGCCACAGCGGCCUCCUCUCUGAAGAACGCAGCCUUCAUAGGUCCAGGGGUGAUACAGGCAACAAGGAUCUUUCACACAGGGCAGCCAAGUCUUGCCCCGGUACCACCUCUUCCUGAAUAUGGAGGAAAAGUUCGCUUUGGGCUGAUCCCUGAGGAAUUCUUCCAGUUGCUUUAUCCUAAAACCGGUGUCACAGGACCCUACGUGCUUGGAACUGGGCUGAUCUUGUAUUUCCUGUCCAAAGAAAUAUAUGUGAUUACCUCAGAGACCGUCUCUGGCGCAGCACUAGCAGUGUUGGUCAUCUAUGCAGUUAAAAAAUAUGGUGCCGUUAUUGGACAAUUUGCCGAUAAACUCAGUGAGGAAAAAAUUGCCAGGCUAGAAGAAUUUAAGCAGUCUUGCAUCAGAUACGCCGAGGAUGGGAUUGAUUUCGAGAAGGAAAAGCAGGCAGUGGUUCAGAAACGCCAUUACCUUUUUGAUGUGCAGAGGAAUAACAUUGCUAUGGCCUUUGAGGUUGCUUACCGGGAACGGCUGCACACAGUAUACAGGGAGGUAAAGAAUCGCCUGGACUAUCACAUCUCUGUGCAGAAUAUGAUGCGUCGAAAGGAACAAGAGCACAUGAUAAACUGGUUGGAGAAGAAGGUGGUGCAGAGUAUCUCUGCACAGCAGGAAAAGGAGACAAUUGCCAAGUGCAUUGAAGAUCUAAAGCUGCUCGCAAAGAAGGCUCAGGCACAGCCAGUUAUGUAAAUAUAUCUGUCCCAAUUGAGACAGCUAGAAACAGUCGACUAAAUGGAAAAUAGUCUAUGUGACAAAAUCGUUCUUUGUAUGUUGCUGUCUACUGAAGUUACAGUUUAUCUUAACUAAAAAUGAAGUUUGAGUUUGAUAUACUGAGAGAAUAAAACACAAUCGUUGGCCAGUA
This is a messenger RNA of Loxodonta africana (African savanna elephant), 1033 nucleotides long. RefSeq names its product ATP synthase peripheral stalk-membrane subunit b (gene ATP5PB). Bases 91 to 861 code for a protein of 256 amino acids. Lineage: Eukaryota; Metazoa; Chordata; Mammalia; Proboscidea; Elephantidae. The transcript has 7 exons. Gene Ontology annotation, biological process: proton motive force-driven ATP synthesis. The record is from RefSeq and is a predicted model, not a curated record. Gene Ontology annotation, molecular function: proton-transporting ATP synthase activity, rotational mechanism.